Messenger RNA from Spodoptera litura, 306 nucleotides. RefSeq lists its product as uncharacterized. The record is from RefSeq and is a predicted model, not a curated record. Gene Ontology annotation, biological process: L-threonine catabolic process; L-serine catabolic process. NCBI's taxonomy places the organism in Eukaryota, Metazoa, Arthropoda, Insecta, Lepidoptera, Noctuidae. Gene Ontology annotation, molecular function: L-serine ammonia-lyase activity; threonine deaminase activity.
GGUGCGGAGACGGAGAAGUGUCCGAGUAUGGACUAUGCGAUGAAGCAUGACGAGCCAGUCUCCGUGGAGAUCAGAUCUACUCUGGCGGAUGGUCUGGCUGUGCCCACCGUCGGCUACAACGCAUUCGCCACCGUCAAGGAUUGCGUCGACAGAAUGAUAACUGUGAACGAGGACUGGAUAGCUCGCGCCAUCCUGCGUCUGAUUGAGCAGGAGAAGUACGUGGUGGAGGGCGGAGGAGCAGUCGGAGUGGCAGCCAUCAUGGCGGGUCUCGUGCCAGAACUCAGCGGCAAAAAGUUUGUAUUCUAA